Messenger RNA from Aspergillus niger, 720 nucleotides. RefSeq lists its product as hypothetical. The record is from RefSeq and is a predicted model, not a curated record. Bases 1 to 720 code for a protein of 239 amino acids. NCBI's taxonomy places the organism in Eukaryota, Fungi, Ascomycota, Eurotiomycetes, Eurotiales, Aspergillaceae. The transcript has 5 exons.
AUGGUUGAGAUUGCCAACCAUACAAUGCUACUGGGUAUUCUUCAAUACCAUAACGUUAUUCUUAUGGUGAACAUACAGGAAAUAGACCGUAAAGUUCGUGGAAAUUGCGGUGUAGAAAGUUUGAAACUCGGAAGUAGCUACGGUAUAACAACCUUAAAAAUUGCAUCCAGCGAGUCAUUGUUUUCGAUAAGUGAGAUAAGAGGCAUGAAUGAGCGUCCGUGUGCAAAUGGGAUAGCUACUCCUUUCUUCCCUGAUGCGGUAAUGUCGCAUGUGAUACAUUGUCCAGCUCCUGUUGAGUUAUCCAAUUCAGUUCAGUUCGCAUUAAUGACCCGCGAAAAGUGCAUCCGUUGGGUAGAGCAGAUACAUCAUUGUACAGGCUUCAGAGGGGACACAACGUUUGCCCCGGAUGUAGUAGGUAUCUACAGGGCCGUGGAAGCACAAAAUGCAACAGGCCAGAUUGGACAGACAAUUGGACAUGCAAUACUCCGUAAACGUGCAAAACGUCAGCUAAAAGGACCUAGCCUUGAGGGGAGAGAAUGGACGAUCCUUUUUGCUCUGUUGAUAGCAGUUCAGACUCACCGCCAUGGUCGAGACACUGAAGGCCGAAAAGGGGACGAUCCCUGGAACGAGUGGGUGGGAAUCCCCAUCCGUCAUCGAGUUAGUAACAUCCAAUCUCAACGUCGGAUGUAUAAAUAUUUGCUAAUGGAUGAAGAAGCUUGA